Drosophila navojoa is the source of this 3068-nucleotide messenger RNA. It is a transcript of the gene Cog1, whose product is annotated as conserved oligomeric Golgi complex subunit 1. Gene Ontology annotation, biological process: intra-Golgi vesicle-mediated transport. The record is from RefSeq and is a predicted model, not a curated record. Gene Ontology annotation, cellular component: COG complex; Golgi apparatus. NCBI's taxonomy places the organism in Eukaryota, Metazoa, Arthropoda, Insecta, Diptera, Drosophilidae.
GUUAUCGCCAUUAUCGAAUUAGGAAAGCCGAAACAGUUGUACAAUUUGUGGAUAAUCUGAAAUAAAUGAGCACCGAUCUGUUGCAAUUAGACGUGGACACGCUGUUUGAGCAGCACAGCGUGUCCGAGAUCGAUGCUGUGCAGAAGAAAAUCCAAACAGUUGUGGAGAAUAAGCGCGAAGAGCUGCGCACCAUGGUCGGCGAACGCUAUCGGGACCUGCUCAAGGCUGCCGACACCAUAGCUGCCAUGCAGGCGUCGGCAGGCACGCUCAUCGAGCAGGUCCACUGCAUCCAGAGCAAUUGUCGCAGCCUCAACGAACAGCAGCUGCUGGGCUUCAAGACCACGCCCUCCGAAACCGAAGAACUGCUACAUAAACGGGCGGUGAACAAACAGUUAAGCAACUACUACAGUACCAUGGUCCAGAUUAAACUGCUGAGCAGCCUGCCAGAGCUGAUCUGGACCCACCUUGACCAGGAGGAGUUCUAUGCAGCCACAGAGCUCUUUAUAUUCAGUAGACACAUCAGCACGGGUCUACAGCUGGAUGCGAAGAAUAUGCUCAUGCAGCGGUUGCCAGUGGCACAGAAGCAAUGGGAAAUCUUGCGUCCAUUCCAUAUAACCAUCAAACAGGCGGUGCUCGGAGUGCUGGAGCGAGAGCAGCUCAGCGCCGAUAUGGCGGUGGACUGCAUGUUGAGUCUGCUGUUGUUGGACAAAUGCGACUUGAGUCAGGUGCUUCAAACUUUUCUGCAGCUACGUUCCACAGCGUACUUUAACUGCCUGCAGAGUCAAAGCAGCGAAGGUGAAAAGGACAAGCCGAGGCGUGUCAAGGAGCGCAUCCUGGCCAGCUUGCACAUACUGAACGGCACCAUUGAGCUCCUAGACACCUGCUUACUAGCUGAUGGCCUGCUUUUUAAACGCUUAGCCGAGUGCGUGGCGCCUACUGUCGCACCCAGCAUAAAUCGCAUGGAUAGCAGCGAUCGAGAGUUGGCACAUCUGCUACCCGACAUUAUAGCCGGCUAUAAGCCGCAGUUUGAGACCCCAAAGCUAUUGCCAGAACAGCUGUGCGAUGCACUGCAGAAGUGGAUGUCGAAAAUUGACAGCUUGGCGGACAAACAUCUGCAGCCCAUCUUUGGGCUGGUCAGCAGCAUGCAGACCAUCCAAGACAUCAAAUUGGCAGCGGGCAACGCGCCCAAGCGCGACUAUGCCCAGCUGGAGCAGCAGCUAGCGCUACAGCAAGCACAAUUGGACUUCUACAAGCUGAAGUAUAUGCCGCUGAUCAAUGCGCGCAUUCGUGAGAUAAUACGCAGUAGCUGGGUGGAGGCAAUGCAGCAAACCUACGACGAGGUGGUCAAGCUCGUGGAGAACAGCAAUCCACCCGCACCACUGCAAAUCUGGCGAGAGCAGAGCGAUGAUCUUCCGUUGAGUCUGGCUGCUGCGCUCAGUGAUCAGCCGAAGCGCUUGGCCAAUCGCACCAAGGGCUACGAGGCGCCCACCAUCACACUUUGCGCUCAGUUCGAUGCGCAGCUGGCAGCGAUUGUACAGGAGCUGAAUGUGCUGCUCCAAGAGCAAGCAGCCCGCAGCGAGGAUAAAUUGGCGUUGAUCAAUUUUCUGCGCGAAACGGCGGAGCAGCAAUUGACGAGCUAUCUGACUCAAUUGAAGGCGCUGCGUCUGAAGGAGCGUCAGGCUCUGUUGCAGGCGCUCCGCAAUACGCUGGCCCUGGUCGAGCUGUGCCCCCAUCUGAAGCUCUGCUUCUGCCAGCCCAGCAGCUGGCGUCAAUGGGUGGGCAAUCAGACAGCUGCCGGCGCCGAGCAUUGGCAACGUUUGUGUGCACUGAUCGAAGAGGAGCUGAUGCAGUUCUGGCAGCUGGUUGUCGACGAUAUUCUAGCUACGCACAGCUGCGCGGAUAAGCUGCCACAGACCAUAACACACGAUGUUGUCCUAAGGGACUUUGCUCUGUGGCAAACGCUUACUCUGGAGCAGCGCGAUGAGGAGCACGAUCAGAGUGUCCAGUCCACCAUACGCAUACCCAGCCAGCCACGUCUCUCGCUCCAAACAUUCUUGCAUCAAUUGAUUGAAGCCCUGAACACAGCCGUACCACAAACGCUGCCCUCAAAAGUGCUUCAGGCUUUCAAUCAGAAGCUACUCGGACAACUCUUGACUCACUACGAACAUCUGUCGGCUGCAGAGAGCACUAAAAGCAGCCAGAACAUUGCGCUGCAGCUGUACUUCGAUCUGAAGUUUCUGGAGCGUGUGUUUGGGGUGAAUCGCGAGGAGCGCAGUCUCUACGAACGGUUCCAUGUGCUGCAGCGCAGUCUGCGCGACUGCAUCGAUCCGUUUGAUUUCGAGCUGUUCGCCGAGCACAUAACUACGCACGUUUCUCGCUCUACGGCUCGAUUGCAUGGCGAACUGGGCGUUCUCACACCUCCGCAGGAUAACACGCAGGUUGCAAACGCUAGCUCGCUAUCCCAUGAGGCCGAUCCCAAUGUGCUUUGUCUAAGCUCCUCCGGCUCCACGUCGCUCUGGUUCCCAUUGUUGCCUAUUGUUAUGCCGCAGGCGGCAUCAACGACCACUCUUCCUGUCGAGCGCAAGCCCCCUGCCACGGAGGCAGAUAAGGCGGCAACAACACCGACCCGCAAGCCCGGCACACGCAGGAGCGAUGGGAGCAGCAAAUCCAAGUCGAGCGCCGCCUCAUUCUUCGGCAUGUCCCAGGAGUGGUUCCGUUAGAGCCGUUUGCCAUCAAUGCCACAGCGAGUGCUCACAGCAGCAGAUGAGCCUAAUGAAGUGGCCAAGUGGAGUGCACGAAACGCGCUCAUCCAACCGGAAAUCCAAUGCAGCAACAGCAGCAGCAGCAGCAGCAACUGUCAUUGCUGUCUAUUCAGUUGUGUAAUGACUGUGUGCUGGGUGUGUUUGUGUGUUAACUGUUCCAUUCCAAGCGUUUACGAUCCAGAAAAUGUUCAGUAUGCAGCAUGCAGCCAAAUAUCGUUAUUCAACUACUGUUUCUUCAUUUAUAAGCUCCUCUUUGAAUACAUCUUAAAAAUAUAGUGGCAUAUUUAUUCUUAUAUUGUAACUUAA